CUUCGUGAAGAAAGGUUAUAAACGUUGAUGUCAACAAAGAGAUGAAUUUUAGUGUCACCAUUUCUUACAAUGCGUCGACUUUAACAAUUGAGGAGGAAUACAUUGCAAUUAAUGAGCAGGACACACAAAGACAAAUCCUCUACGAAAACAUCUUAAGACUAGAGAAUGGUAGUGGUGGCAGGAGAACAUCAAGACUUUAUUACAUACAGGAUUAUCCAUUCCCUGAUUAUAGAUUAACCAAAGAAUAUGUCGACAUUGGUGCAGAUGAGGAAACACAUAUACAGCUUCAAAAAAGUCUAUCAGAAAAAAUUAAAAUAGCAACUGCGAGGCCAAGGAAACUAUCAGUGUUUGUCAACCCUAUUGGCGGACAAAGAAGAGGUAAACAGAUAUGUGAUCACGUAGUUGUGCCGAUUUUUACACUAGCAGGGAUAGAGGUAGAUGUUACAGUGUCUGAGAGGUCUGGGCACGGAAAAGAAUUUGCAGAAACAUACGAUUUUAAAUCAGUCGAUGGGUUGGUCAUACUUGGCGGAGAUGGUACUAUAUCAGAAAUAUUCAAUAGUUUGAUGAGGAAAACCCAGAGCGAUGCUGGUGUUUAUUUAAAUGACCACAACACCACAUUACAAAAGAUGGAAUUGCCUAUUGGCAUCAUACCAGCAGGCACAGGUAACGGUUUAGUUAGCAUCCUUCAUGGAUGUAAAGAUGUAAUGACAUCUACAUUACAUAUUGUCAAAGGGAGAAAAAAAUGCUGUAAUGUUACUGGUAGUUAUAACGACGGAGAUCUAAUUGGUUAUGGGGUAUUCAUAGCUGCAUAUGGAUUAUUUGUGGACUUGGCUGAUGACGUACACAGGUUUCGUUGGCUUAAAAUAUUUAGGAUCAUAGCCGUUCCUUUUUACUACAUGUUUCUGAAGAAACUGAGGGAGAUCAAUGUAGACAUCACAUAUGAAUCUUUAGAUGGAAUACUACAUCAUUCAAAGGAAGACAAUAUUGACUGUCAAGGUAAACAAAAGAAACGUUUAAUUAAUCUAUUGGCAUUGAGCUAUGAUCUAGACUUUGAAGACUACCAUAAAGAUAAACAGCCGGAGAAGAAAGAUCAAUUUGAUUUACUUGACUAUACACCAUGUUCACGAUUUGAUUUGAUGAAGCAUUUUUAUAAUCUGCUACAUUUGACCAAAGAACAUCUCGACAGCGUUAAUUUUAUUUCCCACAACAAGGUCAAAGCCUUUAACCUUGAAGUCACAGAUGACAAGAAUCCAUCUGAACAAGAACAAAAUCUGAGAUACAAUAUUGAUGGUGAAAUUUAUAACAUAAAAACACCAAACCUUUACGUGAAGUUACAUCCUAGAUGUUAUAAUGUCUACAGCUCGUACACAGGACCACUGCGAUGGUCGUAAUAUGUAAUACCAGCCACGAGUGUCGUUAAGUAUUCGUGUAGUGAUGGAUAUAUAUCUGUUUGCGCAAAAAGUAAUACUACAUUCUAAGAAAAAAAUAUAUGUAUUAUUCAUAAAUAACAUUGUAGAAAAAUAAUUUUGUAUUACGCAUAUUGUUUAUUAAAUUUGGCAUUAAUAUUGUUGAAGGGACAAUUAUAAGAUAGAAUCGCUAUGAUGUGAGCUUGUAUCAAACUAUAAAUUAAUUUUGCAUGUCAAUUUAUAUUUUUGUUCCAAGUGAGUUUAGUGUCAGAUACAUUCAUCUGGUGUAAAUAUAUUCAAAUAGUUAAACAAUCAAAUGAAAAAUCGAAAACGAAAA
Molecule: messenger RNA, 1743 nt
Organism: Mytilus trossulus (common blue mussel)
Lineage: Eukaryota; Metazoa; Mollusca; Bivalvia; Mytilida; Mytilidae
Product: ceramide kinase-like
Exons: 12
Coding region: 42-1391 (449 amino acids)
Biological process (GO): ceramide metabolic process; phosphorylation
Molecular function (GO): ceramide kinase activity
Source: RefSeq, a predicted model, not a curated record